Messenger RNA from Nestor notabilis (Kea), 760 nucleotides. Its product is annotated as thrombospondin type-1 domain-containing protein 4-like. Gene Ontology annotation, cellular component: extracellular matrix. NCBI's taxonomy places the organism in Eukaryota, Metazoa, Chordata, Aves, Psittaciformes, Psittacidae. The record is from RefSeq and is a predicted model, not a curated record. Gene Ontology annotation, molecular function: metalloendopeptidase activity. The transcript is spliced from 4 exons. Gene Ontology annotation, biological process: extracellular matrix organization. The coding region runs from base 44 to 637 and encodes 197 amino acids.
UGCAGAAUGUGGUGAUGGGGUCCGUACACGUUCAGUGGUUUGCAUGACGAACCAUGUCAGCAGCUUGCCUCUGGAAGGCUGUGGCAAUAACAGACCUUCUGAAACAACUCCCUGUAAUAAUGGACCCUGUGCUGGUAAAGUGGAGUGGUUUGCUGGGGGCUGGACACAGUGCUCUACAGAAUGUGGCAGUGGAACUCAACAGAGAGAAGUCGUUUGUGUUAGGAAAACUGAAGGUAAUUUCGAUGUUUUGAACCCCUAUGAAUGUUCAUAUUUGGAAAAGCCUCCCAGCCAGCAAUCCUGCUACCUCAAACCAUGUGGAUCUAAGUGGUUUCAUACAGAAUGGAGCACGUGUUCCAAAUCCUGUGAAGGAGGAUUUCGGGUUCGAGAGGUACGAUGUCUGUCAGAUGACAUGACAGCCAGUACUCAGUGUGAUCCACAGCUUAAACCUGAAGAAAAAGAACCAUGUAACACACAAGAUUGUAUCCCUGAAAUAGAUGAGAACUGCAAAGAUAAAUACUACAAUUGCAAUGUGGUGGUUCAGGCCCGGCUCUGUGUCUACACCUAUUACAAAACAGCCUGUUGUGCAUCCUGUACACGUGUGGCAAACAGACAAUCUGGGUUUCUAGGACGUAGAUAACAAAUACUCUUCUACUCAAAGCGGCAAUCUCAGUCUUCAGAUGGCGCUUGAACAGUGUUACUGUUUGACUACAGCAGGUUUUAGCUUCUUAGAGAUGGGUUUUAUAUUGCUGAGUACAUCAAG